Messenger RNA from Ogataea haglerorum, 513 nucleotides. RefSeq lists its product as uncharacterized. Gene Ontology annotation, cellular component: cytoplasm. The record is from RefSeq and is a predicted model, not a curated record. The coding region runs from base 1 to 513 and encodes 170 amino acids. Lineage: Eukaryota; Fungi; Ascomycota; Pichiomycetes; Pichiales; Pichiaceae. Gene Ontology annotation, molecular function: iron ion binding; 3-hydroxyanthranilate 3,4-dioxygenase activity. Gene Ontology annotation, biological process: 'de novo' NAD+ biosynthetic process from L-tryptophan; quinolinate metabolic process. The transcript has a single exon.
AUGUUGCCGCAACCUAUCAACAUCCCUAAAUGGAUUGCUGAGAAUGAACAUCUGCUUCAACCGCCUGUGAAUAACUACUGCCUGCACAGAGGAGGUUUUACGGUGAUGAUUGUGGGUGGUCCGAACGAGAGAACUGAUUACCAUAUUAAUCAAACUCCGGAGUGGUUUUACAUGUACAAAGGAGAUAUGUUGCUGAAGGUAGUGGAUGACGGGGAAUUCAAAGAUAUUCCUAUCAAGGAGGGUGAAUCAUUUUUAUUGCCUCCGAACACCCCUCACAAUCCCGUCAGAUUUGCGAACACCAUUGGCCUGGUUUUGGAGCAAGAUAGGCCCGAAGACGUGGUUGACAAAAUGAGGUGGUAUUGCUGGAACUGCAAAGCUAUCUGUCAUGAGGCUCAAUUCCAUUGUGUUGACCUUGGGACACAGGUCAAAGAGGCGAUCCUCGCAUUUGACAAAGACAAGGAUCUCAGACUUUGCAAGAACUGCGGUUCUCUAAACUACUCAAAACCUCAGUGA